Molecule: messenger RNA, 329 nt
Organism: Camelina sativa (false flax)
Lineage: Eukaryota; Viridiplantae; Streptophyta; Magnoliopsida; Brassicales; Brassicaceae
Source: RefSeq, a predicted model, not a curated record
UUGGAGAUUCUUAGUAAUGGGAAGUUUAAGAGUAUACUUCAUCGUGGGUUGGUGAAUAAGGAGAAGGUUAGGGUGUCUUGGGCUGUGUUUUGUGAACCACCAAAGGAUAAGAUUGUUCUUAAGCCGAUGCCGGAGAUGGUGAGUGCUGAGUGUCCGGCUAAGUUUCCUCCAAGGACAUUUGCUCAACAUAUUGAGCAUAAAUUGUUUGGGAAGGAACAAGAGGAAUUGGUGUCUGAGAAAAAAGAUUAAGUUUGUGUGUUUAAGAAGGAACAAGUCUUUAUAUGUAAAACUCUAUUUAAGAGUUUCUUUUUUUUUUGUGUUCGUGUCAU